This is a messenger RNA of Alexandromys fortis (reed vole), 3498 nucleotides long. RefSeq names its product coiled-coil and C2 domain containing 1A (gene Cc2d1a). The coding region runs from base 208 to 3042 and encodes 944 amino acids. Gene Ontology annotation, cellular component: nucleus. Gene Ontology annotation, biological process: regulation of transcription by RNA polymerase II. Lineage: Eukaryota; Metazoa; Chordata; Mammalia; Rodentia; Cricetidae. Gene Ontology annotation, molecular function: DNA-binding transcription repressor activity, RNA polymerase II-specific; RNA polymerase II cis-regulatory region sequence-specific DNA binding. The transcript is spliced from 28 exons. The record is from RefSeq and is a predicted model, not a curated record.
AGUGACUGAGAUCCCGCGAAUCCUGCGGCCGUGCUCCCGAAGGCCAAGGCGGAAGCCGGGCUGCCAGAACUCGCGAAUCCCGGGGGCCGGGCUCGGAGGAGGGACUCCGAGCUCAGGAACACGGCGAGCUCAGAGACCCGGCUUCAGGGAAGAGGCACGGCAAGGCCAAGGAGCAGGGGCUGGUAGUACGGGCUUCGACCCGGGAAGAUGCACAAGAGGAAUGGACCCCCGGCACCCCCGGGUCGAGGCGCUGUCACCGCCCGCCAGCUCGGCCUGCUGGUUGAUUUUUCCCCAGACGGCCUGAUGAUCCCUGAGGAUGGGGUAAAUGAUGAGGAACUGGAGGCUGAGUUCUUGGCUUUGGUGGGGGACCAGCCCCAGGCCCUGGAGAAACUCCGAGGCAAAGGUCCCUUGCCAAUGGAGGCUAUUGAGAAGAUGGCCCGGCUCUGCAUGAGAGACCCGGAUGAGGAUGAAGAGGGGACUGAUGAGGAUGAUGUGGAGGCUGAUGAGGACCUGCUGGCAGAGCUAAACGAGGUCCUUGGGGAGGAACACAAGGAUGUGGAGCCCCUGAAGUCUGUGGCCCAGCCAAAGCCGUCAGGUUCCAACCCAGGAGUAGAGGCCAUGUUGCAGGAGAGGCUAGCCCUCUACCAGUCUGCAGUGGAGAGUGCCAGGCAAGCUGGGGACAGUGCCAAGAUGCGACGCUAUGACCGGGGGCUCAAGACACUGGAAAACCUGCUGGCCUCUUCCAGGAAGGGCAACAUCAUCAAUGAAGCAGACAUCCCUCCACUUGUUACAGUGGGGAAGGGACCAGCAGCCAGGCACAGCCACACCCAUGCUACUCCCCACCUGGCUCCUGUGAACCUGCCAGCCACAGAGUCCAGCGUCACCUUGGAGACCCUAUCUACCACCACACAAACCCCUGCCAAGCCUCCCGGUCCCUGCAGCCCCCUCGCCCAGUUGCAGAGCCUCCAGCAUGAGUACAAACUGGCUGCCCUCCAUGCCAAGCAUCAGGGCGACACUGCUGCGGCCACUAGACACUUGAGGGUGGCCAAGAGUUUCGACCCUGUCCUGGAGGCUCUGAGCCGUGGGGAACUGGUGGACCUUUCCCGCCUGCCCCCUCCACCUGACCAGCUGUCUCCAGAGCCCCCUUUGCCAGCAGCACAACCUUUGACCCCUGCCUCAGCACCCAUCAGACCAGAGGUUCCCCAACCUCCAAGGAGCCUCCUGGAGGCGCUGGAGCAGCGAAUGGAGCGGUACCAUGUGGCUGCGGCCCAGGCCAAGGCCAAGGGUGAUCAGCGGAAGGCACGCAUGCACGAACGCAUUGUCAAGCAAUACCAAGACGCCAUUCGAGCCCACAAGGCAGGCCGAGCUGUGGAUGUGACCGAGCUGCCAGUACCCCCAGGCUUCCCCCCAAUUCAGGGCUUGGAGAAUGCAGAGCCCACCCAGCAGAGCCUGGCGGGGGUUCUGGAAACUGCCAUGAAGCUUGCUAACCAUGAUGAAGGCUCAGAGGAGGAAGAGGAUGAGGCUCCUAAAAAGCAAAAUACCCCUGUUGCCCCCACAACCCAGCUGAAGUCCUCACCCUCCAAAGCACCCGCAUCAGGACCAGCAACAACAGGCAAAGCAGUUCCCAAGGGUACAUCCAGCAGGGCCCAGCAGCAACUGGCCUUCCUGGAAGGUCGUAAGAAGCAGCUCCUGCAGGCUGCACUGCGUGCCAAGCAAAAGAAUGACGUAGAGGGCGCCAAGAUGCAUCUGCGCCAGGCCAAAGGGCUAGAGCCCAUGCUAGAGGCCUCUCGCAACGGGCUGCCUGUGGACAUCGCCAAGGUGCCACCCGCUCCUGUCAACAAGGACGAUUUUGUGCUGGUGCAGCGGCCUGGCCCAGGCCUGUCUCAGGAGGCUGUGCGGCGCUACGGGGAGCUUACCAAACUCCUGAGACAGCAACAUGAAAUGUGUCUGAACCACGCCACACAGUUCACCCACCUGGGUAACAUUGCUGAAACUAUCAAGUUCGAGAAGCUGGCAGAAGACUGUAAGCGGAGCAUGGACACCCUAAAGCAAGCCUUUGCCCGCAGUCUGCCCACACCUGCUGCCCGCUUUGAGCAGAGGACCCUCAGUGUUAUCAAGAUCUUUCCGGACCUGAGCAACAACGACCUGCUUCUGUUUAUCGUGAAGGGCAUCAACUUGCCCACACCCACAGGGCUGUCCCCCGGUGACCUGGAUGCCUUUGUCCGGUUUGACUUCCCUUAUCCCAAUGUGGAAGAAGCUCAAAAAGACAAGACCAGUGUGAUCAAAAAUACAGACUCCCCUGAAUUUAAAGAACAGUUCAAACUCUGCAUCAACCGUGGCCACCGUGGCUUCCGAAGGGCCAUCCAAACCAAGGGCAUCAAGUUCGAAGUGGUCCACAAAGGGGGGCUGUUCAAGACUGACAGGGUCCUGGGCACAGCCCAACUGAAACUGGAUAUGCUGGAGACAGCGUGCGAAGUCCAUGAGAUCCUGGAGGUUUUGGAUGGACGCCGGCCCACUGGGGGGCGGCUUGAAGUGAUGGUCCGGAUCCGGGAGCCACUGACAGCCCAGCAGUUGGAGACUACAACGGAGAGGUGGCUGGUCAUUGACCACCUCCCAGCAGCUGUGCCCACGGUCACUGGUCCCAAAGCAAAGGUGCCUCCCAUCGCUACCUCUUGGAGGGACUCAGGGAACAGGUCAGCACGUCCCCUGCACAGCCUGAGUGUGCUGGCCUUUGACCAAGAGCGGCUAGAAAGGAAGAUCCUGGCCUUGAGGCAGGCACGCCGGCCUGUGCCUCCAGAAGUGGCCCAGCAGUACCAGGACGUGGUGCAGCGCAGCCAGUGGCAGAGGGCACAGCUGGAGCAGGGGGGUGCUGCCAUCCGCAAGGAGUAUGCAACCCAUCUGGAGCGCCAGCUGCACUUCUAUACAGAGGCCGCCCGGCGCUUGGGCUAUGACGGAAGCAGGGAGGCUGCGAAGGAGGCAUUGUACCGGCGGAAUCUGGUGGAGAGCGAGGUGAGUGGCCAGAGGGGCUGGGGGCAUAUGUGAUAAUGGUCUCCUGACCCUCUAUGUCUCCCCCAGCUGCAGCGACUCCGCAGGUGAGGCUCAUCUCUGGAUUACAGGCCCCAAAGUCCAGUGCCAGGCAGAGCUCCAGGGCCACCGAGCAGACAAGCAGACAAUCAGCGGACAGUUGGUUCUGGACUCGCCCUGUCCAGGCCGGCCCCAGGGACAUCGCAACAGCACCCUCAUCCCUGUGUGGCUGGGCAGGCCUUGGAGAGUCCUGUUUGCACAUCCAGGAGCAUCUGGAGCAGAGGGUGGCUGGGACACAAGCCCAGAGGGCCCUGCAAGCACUUUACUUCCUGCCCCUCCCCAGUCUGAACCCCACAGCCCUCUCCAAAGAUGCCACUGCAGCUGUCAAACUCAGCUGACUCUCCAGGGGCUGUGCUGACCCAGUUGGGAUCCCCCCCCCCCAGGGCCAACACAGAAUAAACAGCCAAGGCCAUA